Molecule: messenger RNA, 771 nt
Organism: Erpetoichthys calabaricus (reedfish)
Lineage: Eukaryota; Metazoa; Chordata; Cladistia; Polypteriformes; Polypteridae
Gene: selenoe
Product: selenoprotein e
Exons: 4
Source: RefSeq, a predicted model, not a curated record
UUCGGAGAAGAAAUACAGAAAGCUAAAAAAAGGGUAAAGGUGUGAAAAUGAAUGCCCUGGGAGCUGUAGAUAAGGUUACACCUGUCGUCAAGGACAAUUUGAAAGGAAACUUAAAAAAUAUAAUAAACCAGGAUCUGGGCUGUUAGUCAUAAAGCUGCCGAAGCCUUCUCACUGCUCCAGUGGACAAGACGAGGCACCGUCGACUUCGCACCCAAAAUGCGGUGGCUCGCCUUACUGUGCCUGACUGUGUUUGCCUCGGUGAGAGCGGACCCAGCUGACAACGACACCGGCGACACCGGCAAACCUGAUGGUGACAAGCCAGAAAUUGCACGGGGGAAAGUCAUUGCUCCCAGUGUAGUUGGAUGAUCCAUUAAGAGCAUGCCGGAGCUGCGGGAGUUCCUCAUGGAGAGAUGGGCGCUAUAUCACAAUCUGCAGUACGACUCCACUGAGCAACAGGAGCCGCAGCUGGUCCUCUACGACAAGGACGACACAAUUGUGAAGGCCAUCAGCAUAAAGGAUAUGAAAGCUGAUGAGAUCAGCGCCCUCCUUGACUCCUUGGGAUUUUACAAACGCUCACAGAAAGGUGAAGACGUUCCUGAAGAGUUUCAGCAUCUGCCUCUUCGAAUGCUACGAGAUGAACUGUGAGAGACAGCGCCACCCAGUGGGAUGCAUGAAUGACGUCAGGGACCAAAAGGUCAAGCCAGGACAAAGUUUCUGACUGAGCAACCACGCUUCUCAUGGGAGGCUAUUUGUCAUUAAAAAAAAAAAAGC